UCCAGGGCCUGUCAGACCAGGGCUCUUGACCUCCCGCCAAUCGAUCUGGAUGCUUUCAACCCGAUUAUCAUCCGGUUUCUGGAAAAACUUACUGAAGAGCAAUGGAGGCAGUUAAGCAUUGGCAGGAUGGACCCUGUGAUGAGGGCAUUGCUUGCAGAGAUGUGCCUGCAGAUUGUGCGGUUUGUAUCUGAGGCCAUCCUGGAGGUCAUCAUCCCUGCAAUUUUCCGUUUUGUACGGAUAUACAGCCAUGUGUCUCCAGUAUCCGGCAAGUCUCUGACAGAAUCAGAGAGAUCCUCUAGCACAAACCUGAAGGUUCGCAAGAGAGGCAGCAGCAAAUCCUCAAGGUCUUGCACGGCCAAAUCAAGCUCCUCUCGUAAUGGGUCUCAGACAGUGUUACCAAAUACUCAGGGAGAUGGUGAGUCUAUUUCAUCUGAGCCACUCAGUGACUUUUUUGGGAUCACUGAGGACAGUCUCCUCACUGGUGUCCAGGAUUCCUUCAAAAAGUCACUGAACAAUGUCCUCUGUAUCCAAAGAGAGGGCCAGGUAGACACUCAAAGUCUAUCCCGGGUUAUUGUUGGAGAAGUGUCAAAGAAGGUCAAUUCCAUAAUCUCUGUGGCCAUCCAAACUCCCAUCUCUGGGCGAAUGUCCCCUGUCAUUUUUGCCAGUGGUGGUGUCUCCAGCACCAAGGUGGUUGAGGAGAUGGUGUCUGGCAUUUCCAACAUACUUCAGAUGUACAUUAAUGGGAAGAGUGUUGAGCAGAGUGUUGUUCUCAUAGAGGAUGGUGUUGAGGUGGAUAUGACACAUUUAACAGGACAGGUCAUGACAGCCCUCAGUGGCACUGUUUUGAACUUCAGCAACAAGGAGGAAAAUGAACCCGACAAGAGGGAACUGCUUUGUGUUGUUGCUGACCACAUGAAGAUGCUUGAAGCUUGUAAAAGUCCCGAGGAGAUGCUAAAACAAGGAGAGAGCAACCUAAAUAUCAAAGGUGCCAAAUCUAGUCUUCGUCUGUCAACACAAAGUAUGGACAGACUACUCACUGAGGAGUUUCAGACCAAGGCCAUUGAAUCGAUCCGGGAGAUCGUUAAAAGAUUCAGGGGUUGUACAUCAUGUUGUUCUGGCACUACAUCAUCUAGUCCAACUCCUAGGAUAGGUGAGAUCAGAGAGACCUUAUGA
Molecule: messenger RNA, 1173 nt
Organism: Oncorhynchus masou masou (cherry salmon)
Lineage: Eukaryota; Metazoa; Chordata; Actinopteri; Salmoniformes; Salmonidae
Exons: 4
Coding region: 127-1173 (348 amino acids)
Source: RefSeq, a predicted model, not a curated record